CCCCUCCGCCUGCUUUCCACCUGCCUAGAGCUGCUCCAACAGCUGUUACACUCGGACAAUCGCCCACUGGUCGCCAGGAGAUCACAAAAAAAGAUCAUUGAAAUUUGUAUUAAAACAUUUUCAAUUAUUUUUUUCUCUCCAAUGCCUGGCUGACUACGCGUUUCUUUGUAUUUAUUGAGCAAAAAAAUAUUAAAACUUAAAGCAAAAAUUGCCGUAUACCACGCGUUUUUUGUGGAAUUGCCAUUGAUUCAUUGAGCCCCUUGUCCGUGUGCUUCUCUCUGUGUGUGUAAGUGUGUGCGAGUGUGCGUACGUGUGCUGCUUGGGGGAAAAAAAAAGCGGCCAAGCGACAUUGAUGCCAAUCGCCAGUGCAUAUUUGUUGCUACAGCCGCCGCUGCCGGACCAGAAUAUAAUGAAAAUAAAGUCAAAUAAAAUAUAAGCUAAAACGCCUUCAGUGGGCAAAAUAAAAAGAGAUAUCAAUGCUCUCCGCCUAGCCGCCGACAGGCCAGCUCAGCUCAGCACACAGAAAAGCAUACGGGGAAGUCGUCUCAAAUUAGACCGUGAAAGCCACGGGGCAAAUAACCAGCAAAGCGUAGAGGGGAUAGGAAAAGCCGAGGAAAUUAUACAUACUAGGUGGUGUGGUGUCCGAGGAGGCGCACACAGUAGCGGGCUCUAGAAUAGCUAGAAAAUUAUUAUUAUGAUAAUAAAUUAAAGUUGCCAUUAAUUUAGCCAAAACGAAACGCGAACGAAGGCGAAGGCGAACGGAGCGAAGCGGAGCGGGGCCUGGGAAGGCAGCACCCGUAGACGGUAGCAUAAUAACAAUAAAUAAUAAUUUGAAAUAGGCGAGCAGCCGGCAGCUGAAGAAGUGCAGCCUCCCGAUCUUGAGAGGGAGACAGUCGAGAGGCGGAGAAAACGAAGCGAAGCAGCUCGAGUGCAUCGAGCGUGCAAAUUAAAAGCGCACACCAGUAGCUCCAGCAGCUGCAGCUCCCCAGCCCAACAUGGAAGUGGCCACAACAAACAAUCACAGUCAGAGCCAUCACCAUCAUCAUCAUCAUCAUCUGCAGGCGGCAAACAGAGGAGGAGGAGGAGGAGGAGGAGGCGGAGGCACCACUGGAAGUGGCUCCAGAUCCCCCUUUCAGCGCGAGGUGCGUGAAUGGCAACGCAUCGAUCCCAAUACCGGAGCCCUCUUCAGCGGACGCCUCGAGGCAGACCGCUGGGUAAAUGGACCGCUGAACAGCUACGGCAAGAUAUCCGACUCCCAAAACAUCUCACAGCCGAACGGCACACAGCACACACAGCGCAAACAGUUGGAGGUGCUGAAGGCUCGCACCGCCAACGGCGCCAUGCAGGUGAUCCGCACCCAGACAGUGCAAAAGAGCUCGUCCUCCUGGUCCUCCUCCACCUCCACCACCACCACAUCCACCACCCACCGCACAGGCAAUGGCAACAAUGUCCUCCACGAUCCGCCAUCCAGGCCCAGUCCCCUUCCCCAGAUCGCCCAGGGUGUUGACAUUUGCGAGCUGAGCGACGAUUGCAGUCUCAGUGGCAGCGAUGCCGGCAUCGUACGUACAGCCUCCGCAUCUGCAUCUGCAUCGGCAGCCACAUCCGCAUCCGCAGUGAGCCAGGAGCUCAUCGACGAUCAUGUUGAUUUUGUGGUGAUUAAUGGCGAGGCGAGCGAUCAAGACGACGACGCGGUCGACGAGCAUUUGCACAAAGUCGGCCACAAUUUGUUACUCGAUACGGCUCCGAGUCUGAAAUUGAGCAAUCUAAUGAAAAGCAGCUCGAGCAUUUCCAGCCAGAGCAGCAACAAUUCAAACUUAACAACUGCAGCAGCGCAGGCGAGCGGCAACACCCACAGAAGUGCGGGUAAAAUAAGCCUACAUGCAAUUGUCGGGCCAGAAUCAUCGCCGCCAUCAUCAUCAUCAUCAUCAUUAUUUCCAUCAUCAUCAUCCGCCUGGGCCAACAAGCAGGCCGACUUAUAUGGCCAACUCCCAGGUCGCGUGGGCGGAUCUGGUACUGGUGGUGCUGACGUAGCUGCGACCACGCCAACGCAGCGUCGUGAUUUGGAAAGUUUCCGGCAUUAUAACGAUGACGACGGCAACGGCGACGACGACGACGAGCUGCGACUCACCGCCCGUCAUCAGCGUCGCCAGCAGGUGUCCCAGUCUGUGUACGCUCCGCCCCUGUCCGCACUUGGUCUCGGAUCCACGCUGCUCCAGCGCUCUCGCUCCAUUUCCACGGAUGAUCUCAGCAACGACUGGGAGCGCGAGGAGCCCGGCGAGCAGCCAGUGGGCGAGUGGCGGCGUGUCAGCAAGUUGCGCCGCUCCUUUCAGUCCCAAGAUCACUACAAGAGUCCGGGAUCUCGACCUCGACCUCUAGAUCUGCCUGGCAGCUCAGUGAGCGUGGCCCGUCUUCGAGCGGAAUUGGAGAAUGGUCGUCGCCUUAACACGGCCAUGCGGAAUAACCACGUGGACCUGGCCGCUUUGGACAAUAUCCUGAACACACCCAAGCCGACGGUGGCCAAGAGGAACACCUUCCUCACCGCCGAGUCCCUGCAGGAGAUCCGCGGGAAACUGAAGAAGCUCUCCGACGAGAGUCUCUACAAGGAGGACUUCCUGGCAUAUCACCAGAAAAAGCCGCUCGUGCGGGAGGUGUCCGUGGAGAAGGCAACUCCCCUGCCGCCGGCACCCUCAGCCUUCCGGGCUGUGCACAAUACCCACAGCUUGGAGUCCCGUCAGCGGCAGAAGGACACCAGCUCCAGUGAGUGGCAUCUGCGUCGCAAGUCCUACGGUUUCGAGAAGAUGUCGCCGCCUGAGGACAAGAGCAUCUUCCGGGUGGACGCCUCCACGGAUAGCGGAUUGGGUCGAUCCGGCGAGCAGCUGGGCAACUGGUCGCCUACAGAACGGAAUGCUGCCCAGCAGCAAAAUGGUGGAACUGUCAUCCACUUUGGCCGAACUGCAAAGCCCAUCCAGGCACCUAGCUCUCCGGAUUCCCUUUCCGGCGAACUAAGCAAGCGCCAUUCGAUAGCCGUGGAGGAGACCUGGCGUGAUGUCCGCAAAACCUCGCAGGUUCAAGUGAAUGGUAACACCACCACCACCACAACCACGACGAACACUAGUAGUCAUCUUCAGAGGGGCAACGCCCAGAAGCGUGUAGAAUUUUGCAAGACAGAGGUCCAUUUUGCCGCCGAAUCCGGUCGUGUCAAUAUCGUGGAGACCGAUGGAAAGCCGCCGCCCACGCAAAACUUUCGACGACGACGCCGCACAGCCAGCGGUCCACUACAGAGUCUGGUCAAGUCGGCCAGUGCCGGGAGCAGCACAAGCUCCUCAACCCCGAGCCAUGACGUGACCCAUUUUGGUGAUGAUUCGCAACGCCGCAAGACGAUAGCCACCAGCACGGUGGCCUACCGCGCCACUCUAAUGGAUCCGCCCGAGGUGGUUAGUCAGCCGAUAUCCACCAAUGGUAUUGGCCCUAGCAGCGCCACCCAGGUGACAGUAACCACUGUGCCCAAGCCAGUGCAUGAGCCACGCUAUACCCUAAUGGAGUCCACGUCCCGGAACAGCUAUACCUCCACCAGUGGAGUGGACACCACGGACAAUGAGACGGAUGAGCUGUCCAAUAUCCGUGGAAUUCUAAAGAAUAAGCCUGUGAAGCCGAAACCUUAUCAUCUGGGCGAGAAUAUCGAGAGCGCCGAUGUCCUAUGGAGUGUGCCGGCCAUGAAAGCAGAUAGGGAAAGUCCCUCCUCGGCAAGGGAGAGUGGAACCACCAGUGAUUCCCCCAUUUCCAGUAAAUCGGUUGCCGAGCGCAUUCGCAUUGUGGAGCAGCGACAGCAGCAGCAACAGAUUUCGCCCGCUGGCAAUGGAUACUCGACCAAGAUCAACGUGAGCCUGGGCUCCGAGGAGUGGCCAGAAUCAGAUCACCCCCAUCGACAUCCCGCGACACAUCACAUCCAGCGUCGUCCCAGUGCACAGGAUCUGCUGUUGGAGGAUCUGCGCCAGCACCAGCGCAUCCUGGACGAGGGCCUGAAGUCCACGUCGCUGAUUAUGAGGACCAUGCGUUCGGCCAGCGAGUUCGAUGAGGCCAUGCGUCGCCUGAGCAUAGCCUCGAUUGAGUCCGUCCUGGCCCAGCCCACGAUUGUGGUGCCCACGCCUAUGCUGCGAUCUCACAGUUACCAGGAGGAAGGAUCCUACUCUACGUCGCGACGACCCUCUACCAUGUCCACCGUGUCCACCACUUCCAUAACGAGCAGCGAUCUCUUUGGCAGCGCUCUGUACGAUUCCCUGCCUCGAAAUCCGGUGGCUCCGCCGCGCCUGAAGCUUCUGGGAAACACACAGAUCCCAGUGAGCCAGCAGCUUACCCAACUGAGGAGACUAUACGAUGCUGCCGAGCAGGACCAAGAUCAAGAUUUGGAGCAGGAGGACAGUGCGGAUGAGGAGGUGAAGCGGUAUUUCCGGGACAACAAUAGCGACAGUGGCGGAGGCACUCAGGCCAGCUCCUCGCCAGAACCGCCACCAGUGGAACUUUUCCGGGGCAGCGAAUACUCGAGCAGUUGGAGUCGGUUAAAGGCCAAGCGCACAAUCUGGAAGAUCGAGGCGCAGGAUCAGAUGCUGCAGCGAGCAGAUCUUCCCAAAUCUAAUGUGAUGAACAUAGCUCUCCAUGCUCCCCGCAUGGAAAAACCCAAGCCCACGCCUCCAACCCUGCGUAUAGGCCAGCUCAUACCCGUGGCCAAGCCAAGGACCUUAUUUAUCCAACCGCAAAUACAACAGCCAGCAAGCCAACCAGUGGAAACUCCCGAUGAAUCCGCCAGCGAGUCCUUGAAGAUUGUCAAGGAAGCACGCGGAGCUCGCAAGCUACGUGAGCACGAACUCUCCUAUUUUGGAGUACAGCAACAAAAGCAGCAGCAACAGCAGCAAACGAAACUCUCGACGAUCUCCUCGAAUCCCAGGAGAACACUGCCCAGCAGAAGCAAGGCAAACCACAACGAAGAGACCAAGGGUACAACCACUAAGACCACCACCAGGUGGCAGCUGCUCAGCGAUCGACCCGACCUGCUGCGACACAGCAGUCCCCAGCAGAACGGACACGACGAGGACAUGGAGGAGGACGAAGAGCACUGCUAUGAGAACAUCGCCAACAUCGAUAUGACCCCCACCUUCCGGGUAAAGUCGCCAGCACAUUCGCCGGAGCGUUCCCGAUCCCCCCACAGCUACGAGCGCAAGAGCGACCUGCAAAGGGAUGCCCAGAUCCUGAGCGAAAUGACCCGUAACGCUGAUCAGACUUUGAAGGCUCUCUCCGAAGAAGCGGCCAUCAAGGAUCAGCGGCGUCGAUCAUGCUCUCUGCAGCGCCGAAGUGCCAAGCCACUGGAAACCAUCGACGAGAAGGUAAAGGUCUAUCCGCCUCAAACGUUGGGCGUGGCUCGUGCCACCUUUGCCUCGGAGGCACGUCGCAACUCCAGGCAAUCCACGCCGUCGCCAACGCGGGCCCGCAGCUCCUCGGUAUCCUCCGUUGAGUGCUGUCCGCGAGACCGUUCCCGUUCCAGUUCGCGGGAAUCUAUGACCCACGGUGGCGGCUCCUCUGAUGACCAGGUGGCCACAAAGCAUCGAGUUGAGCGUCUACGCUUGCGCACACCCAAGCGAGAGAAGUCUCGCCAUGAGCCGCUCGAACUGCGCUCCAAGCCGAGAUCAAGUAUCACUCAGGCAUCCUCCUCCCUGGAGUCGAAACGGAGUUCCCAUAGUCACAGUCGCCAUGGUCAUAGCCGGGAUGUGGAACACUCCGGCGAGAGCAAAGCCUCUUCUGGUAGUCGCUUGAUUAGAUCUUCCCGGACGGCCGACGAGAGUCGCUCGCGGCAGAGCGGCCAGCGAGAGCGUGAGAAGGAACGAGAGCGUUCCCGAGGCAGUGAGAAGCACCGAGAGGAGCUCUCGCGUUCCAGGGGUCACUCCAGUCGCUCUAGGCACAGUGAGCACUCGUCGGCAGGGACACGGGAGAGCGGCAGCAGUCGACCAAGUAAGACGAGAUCGAGUCGCACGAGUAGCCACGACAAGAAGUCCAGCACAACGACAACAAUGACAGGCACGACAGCCACAUCGAAAUCAUUGAAAUCAUCAUCGAAAAGCACAGCGCAUAAAUCAUCAUCCUCCUCAGCAGCAGCAGUAGCAGUAGCAGCAAGCACAACAGCCACUGGCACAGCACCAAGCACACAGCACAACGAACUGACGUACGUAUACGUAACGAAUACGAAUUUAGACAAUAAACAAGACAGUGAGGUGGCACCCCCCGAAAGCGAAUCCCCUAAAGAAGCAGAUUAUGCCAGCAUUGAUGAGACGGUAACCAUGGAGACGGAGAUCCCUCCGGGCAUCAUUCCACAGCCACCGCCGCGUAGCAAACGCAAGCGAUCCCUGAUACCCGUGCCCGUGGCAACCACACCGAGCUACGAAUAUCGCACAAAGCUGGAAAUGAUUCCGCCCAGCUACUCCAACCAGUCCACGCUUCGAUGCCGCAGCAACCGCCGGAAGCCCUCCCUGAAGGCCACCCAGUCGACCAGCUCCAGCUUUGCCUUUCUGCCCUACCUGCCGGCCAAGCGGAACUCGAGCGUGAGCCAUGUGUACGACAAUUACCUGCUGUAUGCCACCAGCGAGGAGGCCAAGAAGCUGCGUCCAUAUCAGAACAAUCUUAGCAAUGAGCAUGCCCAGCUCUUUGGCGGAGGAGGAGCUGGAGCGAGGGCGUGGACUGGGACCAGGGAACGGGCGGAACGGGGACGGUUGGGAGGCUGGCCGAAGCGUCUGAGGAUGCGGCAAGUGCGCAGCAGCGUGUCCACGCACCAGCCCUUCGGCAUCUGCACAUGUUCAUAGUCAGCGCUGGACAGAGAGCCCAGAAACACACACAAAAAACAGAGUACCUGUCCGCGGGCUGCCCCAGCACCAAGCACCCAAAAAAUAAAAAUAAUCCCAAGAGCACGAAAUCGUUUGAAUGCGAAACCGAACAUUAUUAUCCUAACCAAAAUCCACACCCAAUCACUGUGUUCCCUACUAAUACUAGACCUUAUAUAUUAUUUAUUUCGGAGAGCGCACACAAACCAAAAAAAAAUACUCGGCCAAGUUACACUCGCACAAAAAAAAAAAAGAAAAAAGGGGCCCGUCUGGUUCUGUUUUUACUUUUCACAGCACACGGUAAAAUCACUUUGAAAGAACAUCAUGCCCAUCGCCAGCAAAACGGUAGCAAACAUCAUGGGUCUGGACAUGACUAUCGG
Molecule: messenger RNA, 7243 nt
Organism: Drosophila kikkawai
Lineage: Eukaryota; Metazoa; Arthropoda; Insecta; Diptera; Drosophilidae
Source: RefSeq, a predicted model, not a curated record